AUGUCAACAUUAGCAGAUGAAUUUCUUAAUGAUAUAAAUGAUAGUGAUGAAGAUGAUGAUGAACAAGUCAGUACUACAACAACAACAACCAACAAUGCAUCAGAGUCAAUAGAUGGUGAUAUCCAAUGCAAAGUCGUCGACCCAGAGGAAGAUGAUAAAGGUGAUCAAGAUGACUUAAUGCUAACAGAUGAUCAAAUAGAUAAGAAACAAAACGAUUUAAUUUCAAAUCUUAAAGAUGCUCCAUUGGAAUCAAUUGCAAAGUUAAAAGGUUCAAAUAAAUUGAAUAAUAUAUUAGAGAGAGUUAAUGUACAACUGAAUCAACAACUACCUAAUAAAGGUGAAAAGACAGCACAAGGUACAACAGAGCAUCAGUUGAUCGUAGAAUGUAAUGCGAUGGUACAGGAUAUUCAACAUGAGAUCUAUUUGAUUCAUAAAUACGUGCGUGAGCGAUACAGUAUAAAGUUCCCAGAGUUGGAUUCCACCGUACAGAAUCCACUUGACUACAUCAAUGUUGUAAAGCGAAUAGGAAAUCAAUCGGAUCUUACACAGGUGGAUCUCAAUGAUUUGCUACCAAAGGCAACGAUUAUGGUGUUGCUGGUUACGUUCUCUUCGACCACCGGCAAACCGCUGAGCGAAAAGAACACCGAUAUCAUUCUGAAUGGCUGCGAUAUGGCGUUGGAGUUGGACAGCAACAAGAAGUUGAUACUCAGCUACCUGGAGAGUAGAAUGUCGUUCAUUGCACCGAAUCUCUCGGUUCUACUUGGCAGUAGCAUUGCAGCGCGACUCAUUGGUAUUGCCGGUGGUGUACAGAAUCUCUCGGUGAUUCCCGCGGGCAACCUGCAGACUUUCGGUGCUUCCAAGAAGCAUCUCGAGGGUUUCAGUGGAAUGACAAACCGACGUUUUCAAUCCGGUUUGAUCUCCCAAUGUGAAAUAGUAAAGAAAGCACCUCCCUAUCUUCAAAAGAAAGCAAUCAGAGUUUUAACUGGAAAAGUAUCGAUCUGUGCAAGAGUAGAUGCACAACAAGAAACUUCAUUAUAUGGUGAAACAGGUAGACAAUUUAGAGAUCUUGUUAUGGCACAGAUUGAGAAAUGGCAAGAACCGCCACCCGUUAAACAAAUCAAAGCGCUGCCGGCACCGGAUGAUCGGCCAAAGAAGAAACGUGGUGGAAAGAGAGCGAGAGCAUAUAAACAAAAGUAUCAAACUACCGAUCUGAGAAAGGCUCAGAAUAGAAUGGCGUUUGGUGUCGAAGAGAAAACUACUGCCGAUGGCGAGGUCGGUAUGGGUAUGAUUGGUGGAGAAACAGGAAAAGUCAGACUGAUGGCACAGGACCGUGGAAUUUUAAAGAAAAAGAAGAUCGAACAAAAAGAUUAUGGUAGUGGUCAGCUUACGAUGUCCGGUCUGCAGAGUGUCAUGAUCACGCCAGUCACCGGAUUACAACUGGCAGUCGGUGAACAGAGUCGUACUGAUUCAUCGUCAGCGACAGCAAAGAAAGAUCGUUAUUUCAGUGGUGCACAAAAGAGAAAAGCUGAUUAA
Molecule: messenger RNA, 1533 nt
Organism: Heterostelium album PN500
Lineage: Eukaryota; Evosea; Eumycetozoa; Acytosteliales; Acytosteliaceae
Product: U4/U6 small nuclear ribonucleoprotein Prp31
Exons: 3
Coding region: 1-1533 (510 amino acids)
Biological process (GO): spliceosomal tri-snRNP complex assembly; mRNA splicing, via spliceosome
Cellular component (GO): precatalytic spliceosome; U4 snRNP; U4/U6 x U5 tri-snRNP complex
Source: RefSeq, a predicted model, not a curated record